GCACAAGUUGUAUCUGCAACAUGAAAGUGUUCCUAACGAUUCUAGCUCUGGCUGUUGCCUCUGCAUCGGCAUUCGAGGAAGUCGUGCAUCCCAAGGAUGUGAAGGCGAGUAAGAUCGAGGGCCGCAUCACGAAUGGCUAUCCAGCCUACGAGGGCAAGGCACCCUACACCGUGGGCCUGCUCUUAAAUAAUGCCUGGUGGUGUGGUGGUUCCAUCAUUGGACACAACUGGAUCCUGACUGCCGAGCACUGCACGGGAAGUGCUGAGUUUGCGACUAUUUACUUUGGGGCCACCUGGCGCACCAAUGCCGUGUUCACCCACUGGGUACACCGGAACGAUAUGAUCAACCACCAUGCCGCCGACAUCUCUCUGAUCCGCAUUCCACAUGUAGACUUCUGGCAGCAGGUCAACAAGGUGGAGUUGCCCAGCUUCAAUGAUCGCUACAAUGACUACAACGGACACUGGGCCGUUGCCUGCGGCUGGGGUGGCACCUAUGAUGGCUCCCCUCUGCCCGACUGGCUGCAGUGCGUCGAUCUCCAGGUCAUGCACAACUCCGAGUGCGUCCAGACUUACGGUUCGGGUACUGUCGGCGAGAACAUCCUCUGUGUGAGAACUCCCGAUGGCAAGUCCACCUGCGGUGGAGACUCUGGUGGCCCCCUGGUUACACAUGACAGCAACAAAUUGAUUGGCGUUACCAACUUUGUGUCUAGUGCCGGCUGCCAAUCAGGUCAUCCAUCUGGAUUCCAACGUGUCACCUACCACUUGGACUGGAUCAACCAACACACUGGCAUCGCUUACUAAUAAACUGUCCCAUCUUAUAUCUAGCAAAAUAAACACUGUAUACAUAUUUGCAAGUGAA
Molecule: messenger RNA, 858 nt
Organism: Drosophila grimshawi
Lineage: Eukaryota; Metazoa; Arthropoda; Insecta; Diptera; Drosophilidae
Product: serine protease 1
Exons: 1
Coding region: 21-800 (259 amino acids)
Biological process (GO): proteolysis
Molecular function (GO): serine-type endopeptidase activity
Source: RefSeq, a predicted model, not a curated record